Molecule: messenger RNA, 4955 nt
Organism: Pocillopora verrucosa
Lineage: Eukaryota; Metazoa; Cnidaria; Anthozoa; Scleractinia; Pocilloporidae
Product: stromal interaction molecule homolog
Biological process (GO): store-operated calcium entry; activation of store-operated calcium channel activity; intracellular calcium ion homeostasis
Cellular component (GO): endoplasmic reticulum; plasma membrane
Molecular function (GO): calcium ion binding; protein binding; calcium channel regulator activity
Source: RefSeq, a predicted model, not a curated record
CGAGUCAGCCGCAUAAAUAUGGUAGAAACAAAUGAAUCUGCCGGUGGCGUUUUCCCUUCAAAAUAUUUAUCAGCUGGUUUAAUAUCCACUUCCAGAAAAUGGCAAUAUCAUGGCUUGUCAAAGUUUUAUUGGUGUCGUUGACGACGAAAGGAUAUUUUCCGAAGGGUCGCGGUCAAUUCAACUCUGAUCAUCUGACGGAAAAUGAAAAGUUGAAUCGUGAAGCAAUUACAAAAAUACAUGUCCACCUAGAUGAUGACAGGAAUGGGAAAGUUGACUUGAGUGAAUCAAAUGAGUUUAUGCGUGAUGAACUUCAAGUGACUGAUGAAGAACGGCACUCCCACUUCCAUGGAAAUGAUGAUCACAUCUCUGUGGAUGAACUCUGGCAGAGUUGGGCGCAAAGCGCAGUUCACAACUGGACUAACGAAGAAGUCAUUGAAUGGCUCAAAAACUCUGUCCAUCUUCCACAAUAUGCUGAUGUUUUUGUGACUGCAGCUAUCAAUGGAUCAGAUGUACCACGGCUGGCUACAGAGGAGAAUGGUCUGCUCCAAAAUGAACUGGGAAUAAAAGAUCCGAAACAUCGCAAGAAAAUUGGCUUACGAGCUAUGGAUAUUGUUCUUUUUGGACCUCCACUUGUCUUAGGACAUAACCUACUGAAGGAUGUUGUUGUAGCAUUCUCUGUGCUGGUUGCAACUUUUGGUUGCUGGGUAGCCAUUUUACAGAAACGUAAAGCAAAAGAACAAAUGGAACGUAUGAUCAAAGACAUGAAGAUACUCCAGCAAGCUGAGGAUGGUCUCCAGGAAUUACAAACUAGAUUGGCCAAAGCAGAGGAAGAUCAUCAUUUAGCCAUUACAGAGAAACUUGAUUUAGAGGCAAGGCUAAAUGAAGAGCUGGAAAUGUCAAAGAAUGAAGCUCAACUAAUGGCUGAAACUCGUACAGGGACAGAGGAACAAAUGCAGAAACUGAAGCUUGCAGAAGAAGAGCUGGUGCAGGUUCGCCGUGCUUUGAGGAAAGCUGAGAAAGAACUGGAGUAUCAGUCAUGGAAGGCACCAGCUGUUCUGAAACAAUGGCUACAGAUGACUUUUGACAAGGAAACUAAACACUUCCAGCAGAAAAGAACUGUUGCUCUUAAACAAAUGAAGGAAGCAAAAGAGGCGUGUGAGAGAAUAAAGAAGAAACGUAGUAGCUUGAUGGGAUCCCUGCGUCUAGCCCAUGACCUAACCAUUGACGAAGUUGAUCAAAAGAUUCUUGGUGCUAGAUCAGCACUUGCAGAAGUUACAAAUGAGCUUGAGGAGAGGCAGCACAGAUGGUCACAAAUAGAAUCACUGUGUGGAUUUCAGAUCAUGUCACAGACAUCCUUUGGUAUAGGGAAAGGAAGUGGCAGUCAAACCAACUCAGGUUCAGCCAUAGCAGAAGCUCUUGUUAAUGUGGCCAAUGUGGCAGGGGUCAGCUCUGGUAGAAAGAUCUCCUCUAGUGCUAGUCCUUGGAAAGCACUGUCUGUUCCUGAGACAGGAGUUAGCAAAGAAGAUCUCCCACCAACAUACUCUGCUGUGACAGCUAAUGUUGGCAUGCAUGAUGUGCAGAAAGAAUCCUCUUAUGAUAAAGCCAACUUGACUGGCCAAGAAAGUGAUUCUGGAGGUAAUAGAAAAGAUGUAACAAGGCAUGCUGAAAAGGAUGUUGUGCAAAUGAGAGAAAAGGCAACUUUUGAUACAAGUAAAAGCCAUCCAAGUCUUCAUCUUGGAGCACAAGCCUUGAUAAAUGGUGUAACAGAAACUGAAGUUUCAGCCAAGUCUUUGGAACAGUUGUCAGCAUCUUGUGAGAAAUUAGAGCAAGAUGAACCAGUUUUGAAUGGCUUGCCUGACUCACCAACUGGAAAAUCCAAAAAGAGACUGAGCUGGUUUGGAAAGAGGCAAGACUCCACUACUGAAAGUGAAUCAUCAGUAGCUGAAAAUGAUGACGAAACAAAGAGAAAAGUAAGGUGGCUGUGGAGAUCAGCAGUUCGGAAGUCCAAGUCACAGAGAAACCCAACAAGCAAAUCAGAUGAUAGUGCAACUAUGGCUACGUCAGUGGAAAAGUUAAAAUCAGGGUGAAACAUGACAGGUCUCCCUCAUCUGGUCAGGUACCUGGUAUGUUCUGGCAAGCUCUAGUUUGGCAGUGAUCAGUUCCAAACACAGUUUAGUUUAUUUGAAACAACUGUGUUUUGUCUGUCAUCCAUGACAGAACAGGAGUGUUACAGCUGCUCCUUUCCAGCUUUGUUAUGAGCUAUUACCUUUGGCAUUGUGGUUGUGGUAAUAUGAGAUAGAAGUGAUGUCAGUAGCAUUCAAGAAAAAAAUGCAGAGGAAAGAAACUGGUUUCUUGAGUUCAGUGGCAUUAUUUUUUUUUCCCUUUUCAGGGAAGAGGCUUAUUAUACCUAGCAUGUGUAAAGGUUAAAAAAUCAAAUUUUAGAUUGGUGUGGUGUCUAUAAUAACAUUUGUAUAAUAAUGUUUGGAGAAUAAGACAUCAAAUUUAUUAGAAAGGAUAAUAGCUGCAAAUUACAGGCAGUCAAUUUGAUUUUUAUGUUGUACAAAUUUGUACUUUAACUUUUACUCUGGCUAACUGGGGACAAGGUUUAAAUAUUUUGCUGGUUCACAAUCUUGAACAUGUUACAAUAUGUUGGAUAUGGUUUUUUUCAUUGGAUAAAAUUUUCAACAAAAUGAUUUAUCAUGUUUGGUAUCUCAUGUUCAGAAUGAAACCACAAAUAAAUCAAAUUUUUUAACCAUAGUAGAUAAUUAAUAGAUAGAGUCUAUGAAUGAAAAUUUGCUCUAGAGGAAAUUGCUUUUCACUUAAGUUGGUUGCUAAAUGAUUCUCAUCAAAAACUUUUUCCUUUGUUCCAUUGUAAGACUGACUGACAGAAAACUUGGCAGAUUGAUAGACAGACAAUCACACUAAUGACUGACUGACUGAUCAACCGAUAGGCAGAUAAACUGGCUGACUCACACACUGAUUGUGUGACUCACAAAUGUAUUAACUGAAUGGUCAACUGACUGACUGGUUGGCCUUUAGGGGACUGACUGAAAGACCAUCAUUUUCAUUUCCUUCAGAUGUUGCUCUACUUAUUACGUUGGAGAGAUUGAAGAUCAUAGUUUUUAAUUCAUUUCUGAAAUCCAUAACCAAUGAGUGCAGUUGAUUUUGAAAUUGUUGAUCACAUCUUAAAAGAAGCAAACUAUUGUUUGGUUUUCUGAACAUAAUUUCAUUUCAAAGUCAAGUGUUUUUUAGGUUUUUCUUUUUACCUUACUUAACAGAAAUUCCCCUUGACAUUGAGGCAGUGAAAGGAAUAUCUGCAAUGAGUAAAUAAACUGAAAUAGUAUUAGCAGGUAGAAAUUACAACCACUGAAUCAGCAAAUGUGCUGUUUCUUCUUAUCUCUGAACCAGAAUUAGGAAAUCUCUAUAUCGCGGAGUAUCAACAUAGGCCCCUUUGGCUGAAAACUUCUUUUUUUUUUUAAUCCAAAAAAUUACUUUGUAGUUGUUAUGCAAAGACAUAACCUGCCCCCCUCAUUGUGCUGAGUCAGUGUUUGUUGAAUAUAAUUAAUACGUCAUAAUGGUGCUUUUAGUCAUUUCAUAGUUUAUGGUGGAGUGAUGCAUGUAGUGUAUUUUUUCAUGGAAGGGGUUUGUCUUUGUUAGAUCUUUUGGUAGUCAAAUCUACCACUGACUAUGUGCUGGCUUUCUACUUCUAACCGAGUAGCCUGAAAAGUUCGCAUUGUGAAUAGUUCUCAAAAAGAUCUUGCAUUAUAAGAUGUUGUGACAUCUAGGUUAUUCAAAUGAAAAUGAUGCAUCAGUGGAAGAGUAUUAAAAGGCAAGUUAGUAUUAUUGACUGAGUUGAGAAUGUAAAUUGGCAACCAUAAAGAGUUUCAAAGCUGACAUUUCAAGCAAAAACCCUUCAUCAGAGCAAAUUUUCUUUGACAAAGGGCUAAUGCUUGAAACAAUAGCUUUGAAACCCUUUACCAUGGCCAAUUAACAUUAUCAACCCAGUUGUUAAUACCAAAUUACAGAGUAGAAUUGGCCUUGACAAAUUAAGGAAAACAUGCUGUUUAGGAUACUCUGUUUAUUUAUAGACCAUAUUUCAUUAUAUUGAACAUAUAACUUUCUUAGUUUGCAUGUUUUUUAAGUUUGUCAGCAGUUAGUUCUACCCCAUUCAGCUCCUUUGCCACAUUUAAUUCUUGGAUAGCUUUCAGUUGAUAUCUAAUUACUAGUGAGGUUUAACAUAAGUUUUGUGAAUUAUUGUACACAAGUUGUGGCAUCACAGCAAGUGACAAUCUUAAAUAUGGAAGUGAGUAGCACUUUGAUUGGUAUCUCUCCAGUUUAUUCUUUCUCUUAACCCUUUAACUCCCCAAGAUCUCAUUAGUAAUUCUCCUCACUGUCUGCCAUAUAGUUCUUGUGAUGUUAGUUUGGAGAAUUUGGUAUUGGAUUAACUAAUAACCCCCUAGUUAAGAUUUUUCUUUAUUCUCAUCACUUGUCUGCCCAAUAUUAUAUUGAUAUUGUAAGGAGAAAUUCUGACUUGGUCACUCAUGGGAAUUUAAGGGUUAAUUUGGGCAUGCUUGUACAAGUAUUUUUACUCAUAACACAGGGAAAUCAGAGUUGUAAUUACUUUUUUCAUUUCCCUUUAAUACCAUCAGCACAUUCUACAUUAAAUUGUUAAAAAAGAGGAUUAUUUUGAAGUGAGAUGAAUUUUGAUAAUGACCUUCAAUUAAUUUAUUAGCAAAAUCUAUUUUAUCAAUAAGAAAUAAGAUCAAGUAAUGAAUUGAGGGGGGUAGGGUGGAAGGGGUUUGGUCUUGGGUGAACAGAAGGCAUAACUUGUCAUGUUGCGUUUUCUGUUAUUCAGUAGCUUGAGGUGUAUGUUUUUGGCCUUAUUUUAAAUGAGAACAUUACACAAUCGUCUGUACUCUAAGGUGUGUUGGUUUCAAUAAAGCUGUGGACAUUUU